AGCGAGCGAGCGGCGGAAGCCCACCCGGGGAGCUCUGGCGCCCGGCUGCUUCCAUUCUGCUGCCUGGAAAGUUUGCCAGCGCCGGUUGGGUUCUCCCUGGGGUGUGUGGGGACUGUGCAUCCUCCCUAGUGUGGCAUCCGCCAUGUCUCAGAAGAGGCGGAAGCGGAAGCCGCCUGGCUCAACGGAGCCUGAAAACGACGUGGCGGAAGGCAGAGCUCCGGCAGGCAGCACCGGGACAGCGGCUGCGGCAGAAGCACUCUCUGCGUCUAAAAGGAAGAAGGUGGAAAAGGAGGCUGGAAACGGAGCAGCUGGGUCCUUGGCAGAGGCGGUGAGGCAGGGCCGCCUUAAAGUGGCCCCCUCCGUGGCAGAGUUCAAGUAUAACAAGAAGCGGGUCCGCCUGGUCUCGAAAGACUGCAAUCUCAAGGAAGGGCCCCGGAGCGUCUUGUACUGGAUGUCACGGGAUCAAAGAGUGCAAGAUAACUGGGCCUUCCUCUACGCCCAGCGCCUGGCCUUGAAGCAGAAGGUCCCGCUCCGCGUCUGCUUCUGCCUGGUGCCCAAGUUCCUGGAAGCCACCAUCCGCCAUUUUGGUUUCAUGCUCCGCGGCCUCAAGGAAGUGGCUGAGGAGUGCAGGGAGCUCAGCGUCCCCUUCCAUCUGCUCAUCGGCUUCGCCAAGGACACGCUGCCCCCCUUCGUGACGGAGCACGGCGUCGGCGGGGUGGUGACGGACUUCGCCCCCCUCCGCGUGCCCCUGCAGUGGGUGCAAGACGUCCGGGACAGGCUGCCCCUUGACGUGCCCUUCGUCCAGGUUGAUGCCCACAACCUGAUCCCUUGCUGGGUUGCCUCAGACAAGCAGGAGUACGGGGCAAGGACGAUUCGCCGGAAGAUUCACGACCGGCUUGCAGAAUUCCUUACCGAAUUUCCACCUGUCGUGAAGCACCCUUACCCCGCUGAGUUCCAGGCAGAGCCCAUCGACUGGGAGGCCUGCUACGCCAGCCUGGAGGUCGACCGCACGGUGGAGGAGGUGGAUUGGGCCCAGCCGGGCACGGCUGCCGGCCUGAGGAUGCUGGAGCAGUUCAUUCAGCAGCGGCUCAAGUUUUUCGGCACCGACAGGAACAACCCCAACCGGGCAGCUCUGAGCAACCUUUCGCCGUGGUUCCACUUCGGCCAGGUUUCUGUGCAGCGCGCCAUCUUGGAGGUGCGCAAGCAACGGGGCCGCUACAAAGAGUCAGUGGAGGGCUUCGUCGAGGAGGCCGUGGUGCGGAGGGAGCUGGCGGACAACUUCUGCUAUUACAACCCCAACUAUGACAAAGUUGAAGGUGCUUACGACUGGGCCAAGACGACCCUGAAGCUCCACGCCAAAGACAAGAGGCCGUAUCUGUACUCACUCAGGCAGCUAGAGGAAGGGAAGACGCAUGACCCUCUCUGGAACGCUGCGCAGCUGCAGAUGGUUCACGAAGGGAAGAUGCAUGGCUUCCUGCGAAUGUAUUGGGCCAAGAAGAUCCUGGAGUGGACCAGUUCACCAGAAGAGGCCCUACAAUUCUCCAUCUACCUUAACGACCGUUAUGAACUGGACGGCAGGGACCCCAAUGGAUAUGUGGGCUGCAUGUGGUCCAUUUGCGGGAUCCAUGACCAAGGGUGGGCUGAACGGGCUGUCUUUGGCAAGAUCCGCUACAUGAACUACGCCGGCUGCAAGCGGAAGUUUGACGUUGGCCAGUUCGAGCGCAAGUACAGCCCGUGCAAAUUCACCCAAUAGCCUCUGCAGGGCAGCGGUGAUGACAGAAACUGGAAACACCAAGGACAUUCUAGCUUUGCUGGCAAGUCAAGAUUUGCUUUUCCGUUCCUGAAGAGCAAGAAUAUAGCUGCUCUUGGCUGGAGCACAGGCCAUUUUCCUUGGGUGACCUCUAGAUCCAUCUGGAGUAGAAAAGAAUCCCUUCCUCCAAAAA
Molecule: messenger RNA, 1943 nt
Organism: Elgaria multicarinata webbii
Lineage: Eukaryota; Metazoa; Chordata; Lepidosauria; Squamata; Anguidae
Product: deoxyribodipyrimidine photo-lyase-like
Exons: 10
Coding region: 143-1753 (536 amino acids)
Biological process (GO): photoreactive repair
Molecular function (GO): deoxyribodipyrimidine photo-lyase activity
Source: RefSeq, a predicted model, not a curated record